Aedes albopictus (Asian tiger mosquito) is the source of this 1640-nucleotide messenger RNA. Its product is annotated as probable sodium/potassium/calcium exchanger CG1090. The annotation marks the transcript as partial. Lineage: Eukaryota; Metazoa; Arthropoda; Insecta; Diptera; Culicidae. Gene Ontology annotation, cellular component: plasma membrane. Gene Ontology annotation, biological process: calcium ion transmembrane transport; intracellular calcium ion homeostasis. The record is from RefSeq and is a predicted model, not a curated record. Gene Ontology annotation, molecular function: calcium, potassium:sodium antiporter activity; calcium channel activity. The transcript is spliced from 4 exons.
AAAAGCUCACUCACCUUGAUGAUCUCUCCUGCUCUUGGUGGAGCCGUCGCCGCCGACAUUCCGAUGGUUUUUCCAGCGUCGGGAAAACACGCUCCCAUCAGUCCAGUAGCGAACGUGACCGCAGCAGCACCACGGUGGUGUCUCACUUGUUUGGGGGGUCCUCCACACAAAGUCGUCCAGGAAAGAGAAAAAAAAGUCCAGAAAGAAAGAUAGUUACCAGUACCACCACCGCGAACUUCGACGGUUCUUCGAAGAGGAAAAAACUUGCUGCCGCUGCACUAAUUUGGAGUUGGAGCAUACCUAUAAUAUAGAUUGAGGCGUUGCGGAGGAUAUCUAUACCAUCUAUACCGAUAGCGUGUGUGAGUGACUAACGUGACCGCCGAAGACCACCGCACAGCAAGCGAGGAAAAGCGAAGACGCCAGCGAAGCGACGAAACCGAGAAGAGCUCCCCGGAGAAGAAAGCAAAGAAAAGCAGGCGGAAGGAUUGUGUGUGAAAAUUUGGUAACUGGGAUUCGUUUCUUUGGAGACGUCGUCGAGAGCAUGUGGUGUUGUGACCUAGCCUAGCGUGUUGUGGAAGCGUGCGAAAAUGGAUCUCUGAAAAAAAGAGGAAAGGCUCUGAAAAUUUCGGUGCAAAGCUCCCAGAAGGGCUAGUUUUCUUUCGCAUCGGAGUGAAGAAUAUGCAAUUAGUGUGAUCGGCGGGCGUGCUUCGGGAUAAAGCAAUUACCUAAGUGAGUGUUGUGAAAUCGUGAAUUACUGCUAAUCGACAACCAGGAAGGAUCUUACAUCAUCGGAUAAACUCGGAGGAAAAGCAGCACUCGUAAACAGCUUGGAGAACCCGGAGAACAAGGCAACCCGGUAAGCGAUGAGGCGAACGAGACGCGGACGCUACUGGCACAUGGGAAUCGUUUUCCUGAUAUAUUCGAGUUUUCACGCGUACUCGGCAACGAUUGGCAACACUGCGACGACGGGUGCCGAUUUCGACGAGCUUUCGGAACCGGAAGUUCCGGCGUCGAACGAAUCGCCGUUGUACUACUCAACGAGCACCGCAGAGCCCGGCGAGGACGAGGACGCAACCACCGAGAGUGCAACGAAGGCCACCUAUACACACCAUGGUCACCCGACUUGGCGACCGCGGAGAGAGAACUGCACUCCUCCGGCCAUUGAGCAGUUUCCGCGGCCGCUGAUGGGUCCGAGCGUGCGGAUACACGGUGGCCUGGUCAUCCACGUGCUCGUGGCCGUAUUCACGUUUCUGGGGUUGGCCAUCGUGUGCGAUGACUACUUCGUUUCCAGCUUAGAUAGGAUCUGUGAAGAAUUGAAGCUGUCGCCGGAUGUGGCUGGUGCUACGUUCAUGGCAGCGGGCAGCUCGGCGCCAGAAUUGGCGACUGUUGUUAUAGGUGUAUUCUUCGCAAAGGACGACAUCGGUAUCAGCGGAGUCAUCGGUUCAGCUGUUUUUAACAUCAUGUUUGUGAUUUCGGUGUGCGCGUUAUGUUCCGGAACGGUUCUGCAGCUGAACUGGUGGCCUCUGGUGCGAGAUUGUACCUUCUACGCGAUCUCCAUCCUGGUGAUGCUGGUAGUGAUAUUCAACGAUGUCAUCUCUUGGGUGGAAGCACUUAUCAUGAUGCUGUUCUACGUCGUUUAC